Messenger RNA from Tachyglossus aculeatus (Australian echidna), 4869 nucleotides. RefSeq names its product WAS/WASL interacting protein family member 1 (gene WIPF1). The transcript is spliced from 10 exons. The record is from RefSeq and is a predicted model, not a curated record. Lineage: Eukaryota; Metazoa; Chordata; Mammalia; Monotremata; Tachyglossidae. Bases 439 to 1947 code for a protein of 502 amino acids. Gene Ontology annotation, molecular function: actin binding.
AGACCGAGAGCCCCCCGAGCCCCCGGCCAGAGACGGGUAAAACGAGCCUUGGGACUCUGAGGACGGCAGCAAUAGGCAGCUCGAGAACUCUUUCCGCGGCUGAAGAGCAGGAGACAUCGUGUUGAGCGGCAGCAGUGUCAUCCUGAGUGGCAGCAGUGUCAUCCUGAGUCCGGCACCGAAGCGGAAGCCCCAGUCAGAGUUCGAGGUAGCGGUGAAAUUCUCCAGGAAUUCCAUCCAACUCGGCAGUGAAUUUUGAAUUUGUGGAGAGUUUCUGCCUCGUGGGGGGAAAGGCAUCUGGACUAUUCACAUGAAACCCUGAAAAUCUCAGCUGUCUUGUGAAAAGCACCCAACCUGCAACAAGGUUCGUCUUGACUCCAACUGCACCACUAAGAUUGAAGAGGAACCUGAGCAGUACACGUGAGGGCUUCAUCAUCAAAGAUGCCUGUCCCUCCCCCUCCAGCCCCUCCGCCCCCUCCAACAUUUGCACUGGCGAACACAGAAAAGCCUUCCCUAAACAAGUCUGAACAGGCUGGGAGAAAUGCUCUUCUCUCUGACAUUAGCAAAGGAAAAAAGCUUAAGAAGGCUGUAACCAACGACCGAAGUGCACCCGUCUUGGACAAGCCUAAAGGAGGCGGAGGUGGAGGCGGAGGUGGAGGCGGCGGUUUUGGCGGAGGCAGCAGUGGAGGCGGGGGCAGCGGAGGAGGCUUCGGAGGUGGCGGCGGCCCACCUGGUUUAGGCGGGUUGUUCCAAUCAGGAAUGCCAAAGCUGAGGUCUACUGCCAACCGAGAUAACGACUCGGGAGGAAGCCGGCCACCAAUUUUGCCACCAGGAGGAAGAGCCAUGUCUGCCAAACCCUUUUCUCCCCCCAGCGGCCCACCGCGGUUCCCGGGAUCUUCCCCAGGCCACAAAGUUGGUGCUCCUGAGCUCCAGAGGAGCCGAAUGCCUCCCCCACCAAGGCCCGACGCCAGCUGUAAGCCCGACGGCGGGCCUCCUCCCAUCCCAAACACUCCAAGACCCUUCCAAUCCAGCUUCCACAGCCGGGGCUCUCCUCCAGUGCCGGGAGUCCCCAGACAGCCCGGCCUGGGACCGACCCCGCCACCUUUUCCAGGGCACCGAAGCCCAGCCUCCGGAGGAGCCAUCCGUCAGUCAUCCCCAGGCCCCCCGUCUCCCUUCUUCAACAGGCCCCCGCUCCCUCCAGCCCCCGGCAGGGUCAUGGAGGACAAGCCACCACCUCCCCCUCCUCCAUUGGGAAAUAGGCCAAUGAUCAACAGGGAAGGGGCGCCACCUCCCCCACCUCAAAACAACAAGCCCCCAGUGCCUUCCACCCCUCGGCCAUCCACCACCUCACAGGCCCCGCCUCCGCCACCUCCUCCGUCUAGGCCUGGCCCUCCCGCCUUCCUCCCAAGUUCCAGUGGCGGUGAUGAAAUUCCCAGGCUCCCCCAGCGGAAUUUAUCCCUCACUUCCUCCGGACCCCCCUUACCAUCAGCGGGGCGAUCCGGACCCCUGCCGCCCCCACCCAUCGACAGGCCACCUCCUCCCGUGAGAGAACCGCCGAGCAGAUCAGGACCUCUUCCUCCACCGCCUCCUAUAAACAGAAACGGUAACAUUGCACGGGCAUCGCCCGCUCCCCAGCUACCCUCCAGAGGUGGAUUAGACACCCAGAGGAGCAGCCCAAGGCCUCCACUCCCUCCAGAUCGGCCGGGCUCCGGAGCCCCGCCCCCUCCACCGCCACCAUCCUCUUCGGUCCGAAACGGUUUCCAGGACUCACCCUGUGACGAUGAGUGGGAAAGCCGUUUUUACUUCCAUCCAGUAUCAGACUUGCCACCUCCCGAGCCUUACGUACCGAUGAACAAGAACUACCCCAGCAAACUGGCACGAAAUGAAAGCAGAAGUGGUUCCAGUAGGCGAGAAAGAGGAGCUCCUCCUCUCCCGCCCAUCCCGAGGUGAACAGGGGCCCCGACUUCCCAGCCGGACCACUGUGUUUACCUGGACUGAACGGUUGCUUUGUUGUUGUCUCUGGAAAAUUGCCAUUUUUUAUAUGCCUUCCAUGUUGGCCAAGGGGCAAGGAGAGGAUUUUCUGAGAAUCAGCUAGAGAAAUGCAAGUAGAGUUUGAUGACCAGUAGAUGCCCAAAGCUUUGUGUUUGCUUCUGCUGCAGCCAGUGUCAAUCAGCAUUUCAGGGACCACAUCAGGCAAUAGAUAAGUCCUCGUGAUGAAGGAUGGGACAAGCGUUCAGAUUUUAGGUCUGGGUCAGUCAUUUAAAACAGUUCAACUGCCUUCUGCUUCAUUGCCUUAAAGCUAGUCAUUGCUGGCAUUCCUCACCGGCUCCCCAUUUGCUUAAAGAGACCUGUUUCAUAGGAAGCUUGCUUUUUGUGUGUUUUCGCAUUUUUUAAGUUGUUUUUUCGUUUCUGGCAUUCUGGGGAUGGCCUAUUUGCUGUGUGUGCGUGAACCACAGACCAUCCAACUGAGUUUGCUGAGCCUUGUCAGCCUGAGGAAGCCAGAAGUUGGAGGGGUACAGUGGGAACCUGUUUUUUUUUUACAGAAAAUGAAAAUGGUUGAAACCCAGAGAAUGUUCUAGCAAUUCAGGUGGGAGAGAGCUCCAGACCUUGUUUUGCAGUUAUUUGCAGGCUAGAUUUUUGUACUUGUAUCCAGAGGUGCUUAUGAGGAAUUCAGGUAAGGUGUAGACCUUUAAUUUCUUAGGAUCACAUGGAACAAAAUGGAAUAAAGCCAUAAUUAAAUGGAAAGGGACUUGUGAAUCUCCCUGCUCAGCACUGGCUGGUAGAUCUGGCUGGAUGCCAGUUGGAUUCCAACUCUUCAGGUUUGAAGCAACAUAACCCUUAGCCUUCCCUCUCUUUCCCUGUGACCAAGCUCUGUGUCUGUGGCCCAGCAUUGUCGGUUGCUUUGCAAAAAGUCAUGGAAGCAGGAGGCUUGGAAAAUGUUGCCUCAUUUUCUAGCAUCCCAGACAUUUAGAAAGGGAAGUGAGUUUGAGGUUGCUAGGCAUGUACCCCCCUGAGGGGAUCGGGAAUGGAGUGCCACAGGAAACCUGCGUUGGAAAAUGAAAAUUGUUCAUUAAAAACCCCGACCAAGCGAAGUUCGUGUUGGCACCAUGUGAACGAGCCUCCAGAAAGGACCCUAAGAAAAGUCAGCCUUAACUUCUUCAGCCAAUUUUGUUUACAAAGCCACAUUGAAACCUUUUAAUCUUGUGAUAUUUGAAAAAAAAAAUGCUUCCAUUUCCGUGUUUUACACCUAAAUCCAGUGUUUAUAAUAGUUUCCCCUGCUAUGGUAGGUUAUAAAGACGGCAUGUGAUAGUAACAAGCAUUUAUGCAUCUACCUAAACUGGGUAUUAGUGCCCAUUUUUCAUUUACAGGUUGCUGGGUGAUUCCAACAUAAAUUCAAUCCAAAGAGGGAUUAUUUAAAAGAUUUGUAUUUAUAAAAUAAUAAUUGUAUCCAUUUAUAUGAAGAGAAGCAUUCAUAUGGAUUUCUAAAGAAAUGUGAAAUUCCCAAUUUGAGCAGACUAUAUUUUUUGUACCUUUGCUGGCUAGAAGUCCUGAACUUAAUUCAGUACUUCCCUUCUUCCCUUCCAUCUUUACACUUAUAUUUCAAGCAGUUGUUGGGACUCUACCCAGAGGUAUUUUUGGUAUGUAGAAGCAAAAGGAAGCAGAAUUUGCCUCAGUAUGUAGUACAGAGCAAAAUCUGCCCUUUUCAGGGUUUUUGCUGCUGCAGUAAGGGGUGAGGAAAGAUGCCAUAUGUCGUUCUUUGAUCUCACUUUAGCCUUGAUCAGUGAGGUUCUCAGCAGUUUAAAUCCUAGGUAAAGCCUUCUUAAAUCUAUUAAUCAGCCUUAUAUUAAAGGCUGAUGUCUUGCGCUUUUGAAAUGAUGGAAUGGAUGGUCUUCAGGGUGGGUGAAGCAAAGACAUGAAAAAAAUCCCACUCUUCCAGAUGACCAGAUGUUUGUUUCUGUAGAGGCCAAUUGUGCAGUUGUAGUUCGUUUCAAAAAUUCCCUAUUUUUAGAGAUCUGCUCUCAAAUGAAGAUAAAAUCCCAGCUCGUGGUUGCCACCUGACCAGAAUUUAAGUUGGACAAGAGACUCUGCCUAAUUGUCACCUGUGUAUUCUUUCCCAGCACGUAGUACAGGGCUUUGCACACCGUAAGUGUUUAGUAAGUACUAUUAUUGUUAUUACAUUUGCCCAAACUGCCCAUUUCUAAAAGUUGGCAGGCCUUUUCCAGCUAGAAUUUUGUACAGUAUUCCUUUGCAAAUGUUCUAAGAAAACUACCACAAAAGUCACCAAAAUAAGUAUUUCCUUUCCCCAAAUGAGGUUCCUACAUGUGCUUUCAUUUACUGUAAAAUUUCCAAAUAUAUUCAAGAUGCAAUACAGUAUUUUAACAUUCCUCAUAUCAUUUUAUAUUAAAAGUAUUUACAGUAUUAAGAUUCAGUAUUUAUUUCACUAUGCAUUUUGUUUAGAAAAAGGAAUAGAGCAGGAAAAAAUGCUAAAAGCAAGUGGUGCCUUUGUGAUUUAAAAUAGACUGUUUAUGCCCAAGCCAGAGAUUAUUUUACAGAUUUGUAAAAAUGGUUAGUUUUGUUUCCAUUUGUAUUAUGAAGUCCAAAAAGUCUGUUGUUGUUGUGAGAGUGAAACUAGAGAUGGAGUGAUUUUAAGAUUCCCAGUGUAUUUCUGGCAUAAAUUGAUCUUCCUCUCUCUCCUUCCCCUCUGUCUUGCCUUCAUCCCCUAGUUUACAAUCAGGGACUGAAGGGAGAGAGGGAUUUUAACGGCACUGUGAUCUAAACACACAUAUUUUGGUUCCUUUCUAUCAUAAGAAUAAGUUCACUAUGAAAAUUUGUGUCUUUGUAAGAUAGCAAAAUAAUAAAUAAAAUCAGAAA